AUGGGCCGUCUUGUCUUCCUUUCCAUGCCAGUCUACCUGACGUCUGUCAACGUGGCACAGAUGGACUUCAUCGGCCGGGACUUCGCAUACCUCCUUGGCCUCGUUUCCAUCCAGAGCUUCCCCUCGUCUGAAGGAGUCUUCGACUUCACCUGUGGGCCAACGGGACCCUCGAGGUCGAUCAAGUGUCGAGCAUUGUUUGGCUGGGUCAGACCAGGUCUUGCUGAUCUGCUGCUCCCAGGAACUAGGACCUCGGAAAGAAUUGGCGGUAAUGCUGCAGAGUCUAUGGCUUCUCUAAGGGGCUACAACAUCGCAGCGUCAGAAGCAGCAGACGCAGCAGAUGAAGCAGAUGAAGCAGGUGAAGCGGAUUGCUCCAUGCAGUCGGCCUGUUGA
Trichophyton verrucosum HKI 0517 is the source of this 390-nucleotide messenger RNA. RefSeq lists its product as uncharacterized. The transcript has 4 exons. The coding region runs from base 1 to 390 and encodes 129 amino acids. The record is from RefSeq and is a predicted model, not a curated record. NCBI's taxonomy places the organism in Eukaryota, Fungi, Ascomycota, Eurotiomycetes, Onygenales, Arthrodermataceae.